Molecule: messenger RNA, 1983 nt
Organism: Cuscuta epithymum
Lineage: Eukaryota; Viridiplantae; Streptophyta; Magnoliopsida; Solanales; Convolvulaceae
Source: the annotation of a GenBank genome assembly
CUUUGAGGUAAUCCGGAUUGAUUUUUAUAGGUAUAGGCUGGAAUACAUUUGAAGAAUAUUGUCUUCUUAAUUUGCAUUAAACUUUUUAGGUUUUCCACAGGUUGAACAUCAAAUUGAGUCAUGAUAAUUAUUUUACCAUAGGAUCUCGUAUUUUAACAUAUAUAUCUAUCAACUCUUUUCCGAGAGCGCGGUUUAGAAAGAUUUUGUAUAAUUUAUUCGGUGCGGCUACUUCUCGCCGUCCGCAGUGUUCCUUUCGUAGCAGUACUCUUCCUACGCUGCAAAGCUAUUUCUCGGUGAGAUGGAGUCCAACAGCAAUGACGCAGGGUAGCGGUCAUGUAGGUCAUCAUUUCGACACCAACACGUGCCAGGUUCUCACGCAUCACGGGGCUAGUUUCUUGUAAUAAAUGAUAAUCAUCAUGAAGUGAUUAAGGCUCUUCUGCAGGUCUAUGAAAGAAUGGAGAUGGAGGAGGGAGACGAAGCGAUUUUGGUGGAAGCGGUGAAUUAAGGGGUAAGCGGUGCAACCUUGUCUUUAAUUGGCACAAUCACAUCGGAGAAACUGGUACGUUUCUCUAUAUUUAGAGACACUAUGGCGUCAGUUUGGAAACCCGUUAAGGGAUUUAGCAUGAUAGAUAUUGGAACUAGGCGUUAUGUGUUUAAAUUUUAUCAUGAGUGUGACAUGCUUAAAGUGGCAUUAGAAUAGCCGUGGCUAUUUGAUCAUAAUCUGGUUGUCCUAAAAAAGCUUGAAGUAGGUGAUUUACCGUUGACUGUGGCUUUGAACAAGACAGAUUUCUGGAUACAGGUUUAUGGAAUUACGCUUGACUAUUUCUCUCUAAAAAAUGCUGAAAGAAUAGGUAAUUUUGUUGGAAAAUUUGUGAGGAUGGAUGAACACAAUUUUAAUGAAAAGUGAAAUCCUUUUAUGCACAUUCAGCCAUUCAGGCCACCAUUGAUAGUGACAAACCUUUGAAAAAAAAAACUUUUUUUUGGAAACGGAAGAGGGUAACAACUAUUGUGUUUCUUUCCGCUUUGAAAAAUUGCCUGGCUUUUGUUUUCUUUGAGGAAUAAUUGGGCAUGUGGAGAACUUUUGUCCCCGGAAGAUGCGGAUCAGCUUGGAGGGGAGUGCUAGAUUGUUUGGACCCUGGCUCAGAGCUACGAAGGGAGGGUUCAGAGUGAAGAAUUCCACCGAGUUUGGAAGAUGGGGAACGGCUGUUCAAUCUUCCCAAAACCGUGCGUUGCCACUCGUAGUGUUGAUUCUCCACUCUUUUGCUUGGGUCGAUCGGUCGAUGCUUUUGCUAAUUAGAAGAGUCAAGAGCACAAUAUUUCAUUAUGUAAUUUAAUUACGGAGUAUCAUUAUGUAAUAAAUAAAGAUCAACACUCUAUUUCAAUGAAGAGAUUCGUCGUCCGUCAUCUGGCCGUGUGAGCUUUCCCUUAGGAAUGUCGAGUGCAUCUGAAUCUACUCCCAGCAAAGGGCAAAGCUGUACCUUAGACUACCAUCCGGCUGUGUACUGCCAUUGUGGAUUGAAAUCCCCUCUAUGUGUUGGACGGGGAAGCGGGAGAAGUUUUUAUGGGUGUCAAAAUUGGCUGGGUGCUGGUUGUGGUUUUUUCAUGUGGAAGGAUUCAGAUUCGGCUGAAAGAAAAGCGCCACUUGUUGGUACAUUGAUGAAGACGAAUACAGAUGAUAUGAAGGCCUUGGUUUCUGGGAUUGCUGAACACAUAUGUGCUGUUGAAGAAAAACUUGGAUGUGUUGUAAAGGUUGUUGAAAAAGAAGCACAAGAUAACAAAAGAUUUAGGCAGAUGUGUGGUUUAGUGUUCAUUGUAGUUGUUUGUUUUCUUGGUAUUCUGUAUAUGAAUGUCAACAAGAGUAGGUACAUGUACUAGGAAUUUAGAAGUAUUUGAGCAAGUGAUGUUGUUUGUAGUCUGCUUUCAUUUGCAGAGGUAAUGUUAACAUGAUCCUUGUUGGGACAUAUUUAUUCAAUUGAGUUUAAA